Molecule: messenger RNA, 1076 nt
Organism: Exaiptasia diaphana
Lineage: Eukaryota; Metazoa; Cnidaria; Anthozoa; Actiniaria; Aiptasiidae
Product: RING finger and CHY zinc finger domain-containing protein 1
Exons: 10
Coding region: 47-1042 (331 amino acids)
Biological process (GO): protein ubiquitination; ubiquitin-dependent protein catabolic process
Cellular component (GO): nucleus
Molecular function (GO): ubiquitin protein ligase activity; zinc ion binding
Source: RefSeq, a predicted model, not a curated record
UGGCUGUCAGGAAACUAUCGUGAAAAUUUUAAGUUAUAGACUUAUAAUGGCCGGGAAAUCCGAAUGUGAUCAUUACAUAMGAAGAUGUGCAUUAAAGGGUCCUUGCUGUGGUAAGAUAUAUGUCUGUCGGUUUUGCCAUGAUAAUCAAGAAAAUCAUGCUCUAGACAGGAAAGCUGUCCAAACACUAAAGUGUCUACAGUGUGAGAAAGAACAAGAUGUAUCAASCUCUUGUAUGAACUGCGGAAUACAUUUUGGGUUGUACUCAUGUCUGAAGUGUCGRCUUUUUGAUGAUAAAGAACGAGGUCAAUUUCAUUGUGACGAAUGUGGAAUAUGCAGGGUUGGUGGCCGRGAAAACUUCUUUCAUUGCUCUGCMUGUGCUAUAUGUCUUGGAAUAGCACAGAAAGACUCACACAAGUGUAUUAAUGAAGGAGCCAAGAAUAAUUGUCCAGUAUGUAUGGAGGACAUUCAUGCAUCAAGAAUACCAAGUCAGAUUGCACCUUGCGGUCACUUUUUACAUAAUACUUGUUUUCGAAUGCUUGUAGAACAUGGGAAUUAUUCUUGUCCUCUGUGUAACCGAUCAAUAACAGACAUGUCAUCAAUAUGGAGACAACUAGACCUAGAAAUUGCACGGACACAAAUGCCUGAUGAUUACAAGAAUGUUACAGUUGAGAUUAAAUGUCGGGAUUGUCAAAAGGACAGCAAGGUUAAGUUUCAUAUUAUGGGACAUAAAUGCCAACAUUGUGGCUCCUACAAUACAUCACAGGAAAAGAUAGAAGGGCUACCAGAAGUCUCCAUACCCAAUGAAAAUAUAAACAAUGCGCCUAAUCCUAAUAAUGGUGAUGAUGGUGAGGCGGCUAAUCCUAACGACAUUGAUGAUGCCGCUAAUCUUGACGACAUUGAUGACGAUGAUCAAUGGRUUACUGAGGAAGAAGAAGAAGUAAAUGAAGAAGAAGGAGGAACAGAUAAUGAAGUUAACAGAGACAAUAAUUUAGAGGAAAAUAAUGAUGAUACAAUUGACAUUGAAAGUCUUUCUUUAGAUUGAUGGAUUGCUAGAAGAAGCAAAUGACUUUAUGAUA